GAACGCGCUGACCGAGCGGUUUUAGCCUCGUCCAGUUACAUAAACAGUUUAUGAUCACAAAACAUCAGUAUCUCAGCAGUUUCGGUUUUAUCCGCCCUCGUCUGUGUUAAAUGUCAUUGACCUGGAGAACGUGGUCGUCUGAAACGCAGCGACGGAAACGUCUCCGUCGCUUUAACGCUCUGUUGUGUGAUUCAGGUAUGCUCAGGUGGACCCUUCAUAAGAAAGUCCAGAAGAACCCGGUCAACAGCCUGUCCCUGGUGUGGCUGCUCAUCAAGGAACUGGAGAAAGCGGAAAGAUGGAACAGUCGCAAAAAUAUCCUCCCUCUUCUGCACACGCUCAUGUACGCGCUGAUCCAGACGAUCCACAUUCCGGAUGAACUCUAUAAACGUGUGUACGACUUCUGCAAAAGACUCCUGACCUACCCACAGCCCUACUGCACCGUGGGCCUCAGCUGCACCAAGCAGAUCAAGAAGGAGCGGGCCAUUCCAGGUCUCACUUUUCAGAGGAUGGUCGUCGCCGAACAGAGAUUAAAAAACGAUCUGUACCGUUUCCAGGAGAGAGUUUUUGUCCUGGCCGAUCCUGCCGUUUUCUCCUCUUCCUUGUGCCGAGUGGUGCGUGACGACAUCGAGGCGUCGGCGGCGACCUCCAGGGGGCGUGUCUCUCCUUUUGACCACAUGUGCAGCGUGGUCCAACACGCCAUCCAGGCCAACGUGGGUCUGGAGCAGAGCGACGGCUCCAGACUGGCCCGAGCGCUCAAGGACGCGGGUCGUGACGUGGAGCACUAUUUUCAGGAAGUGCUGUCGGCGUUUGAACAGCGCGCGGACCAGAGCGACGCCCUGAGCGGCCGCCUGCUCCAGCUCUACCAUCAGAUCGUGGCUGACACAGAGCCGUCGUCCAGCGGAGCCCCGAGCGACUGCCCCCUGCCCAACCCGGACAUGAGCUUCUACCUGUGGACGGAGGAGCUGGACAUCUGUAUGCUCAGGUGGACCCUUCAUAAGAAAGUCCAGAAGAACCCGGUCAACAGCCUGUCCCUGGUGUGGCUGCUCAUCAAGGAACUGGAGAAAGCGGAAAGAUGGAACAGUCGCAAAAACAUCCUCCCUCUUCUGCACACGCUCAUGUACGCGCUGAUCCAGACGAUCCACAUUCCGGAUGAACUCUAUAAACGUGUGUACGACUUCUGCAAAAGACUCCUGACCUACCCACAGCCCUACUGCACCGUGGGCCUCAGCUGCACCAAGCAGAUCAAGAAGGAGCGGGCCAUUCCAGGUCUCACUUUUCAGAGGAUGGUCGUCGCCGAACAGAGAUUAAAAAACGAUCUGUACCGUUUCCAGGAGAGAGUUUUUGUCCUGGCCGAUCCUGCCGUUUUCUCCUCUUCCUUGUGCCGAGUGGUGCGUGACGACAUCGAGGCGUCGGCGGCGACCUCCAGGGGGCGUGUCUCUCCUUUUGACCACAUGUGCAGCGUGGUCCAACACGCCAUCCAGGCCAACGUGGGUCUGGAGCAGAGCGACGGCUCCAGACUGGCCCGAGCGCUCAAGAUCCACUCAGCAGGUGGUCGUCGCGUGUUUAAAGCUGCACUCUGCAACUUUGGUUGA
This is a messenger RNA of Periophthalmus magnuspinnatus, 1592 nucleotides long. Its product is annotated as phosphoinositide 3-kinase regulatory subunit 6-like. The transcript has 13 exons. Gene Ontology annotation, cellular component: phosphatidylinositol 3-kinase complex, class IB. The record is from RefSeq and is a predicted model, not a curated record. Gene Ontology annotation, biological process: positive regulation of MAP kinase activity; G protein-coupled receptor signaling pathway. The coding region runs from base 111 to 1592 and encodes 493 amino acids. Gene Ontology annotation, molecular function: 1-phosphatidylinositol-3-kinase regulator activity. Lineage: Eukaryota; Metazoa; Chordata; Actinopteri; Gobiiformes; Gobiidae.